Messenger RNA from Aspergillus calidoustus, 1176 nucleotides. Lineage: Eukaryota; Fungi; Ascomycota; Eurotiomycetes; Eurotiales; Aspergillaceae. The record is from the annotation of a GenBank genome assembly.
AUGCCAACAGGAAUCUCGACCAUCGCCGGCCCCGAAGCCCGCGAGCAGGAAUCGGGAUGCAUCAAUCCCUCGUCCAUGUGGAGCUGUGCGCUCCCGAAGGAGCAACAGGCCGCUAACGAGCCCUAUGCUGCGAACCAGCCUAACUUCCGUGUCGAGAUUCGCUUCCAGAAUGGGAGCUACGAUCACAGCACGGCAAUCGCAUCGCGGUCUUUACACUCGCAGAUGCUCGCACGGAGCGCAAACCAGCUCUUUAACCCUAGCCCCUCACCACCGUCAAGUGCCGACCAGACCUUUCUUGGCCGAACCACAGACGGGAACUCGGAACCCUACGCAGGCGAGGAGACACCAUUCUACAUCACCCUCCUAACAACCGAGCACCUCUCCUCCCAAUUCACCAAGCGCCAGCGCAACAACUCGACUAGCUCAAGCAACGACACCGACACGCAAGCCGACCCUUUCCCCGACGUCGGCUCCCUAAUCCCCUCACCAGCAACAGACUCUGACGGCUCCGCGGCCGCCGCAGUCCUCUACCCGCACCCCUCAUCGCAGCCCGUCCGCCUCUAUAACCGUGACAAGGACAACGAGCACUACGGGUUCUACACGUACUUUGACAAGUCCAUCUUCCUCGCCUCUCAUACCCCGCUCACAGGGAGGAAGGACAAUGUCGCAAACGACACGGACGGGGGCUCGACGAGAGAGGACGCUCGCGUGCGGUGUACUUGGUCACAGACACGCUUCCUCGUACAGAUCUGGACAAAGGGGGAGAAGACCGGCAAAUCGCUCUUCAAUCGAGCCGCGGCGAAUUCUACCUCUGACUCCGAUUCAGACUCCGACUCCAGCGAAACCUCAGCCGCCGUAUCGUCAGCAACAGACUUUACCCGCCCCGGCUCCUUCCCGUACCCCGUGACAAUCACAAUUGACCGACACGGCGGGCAGACGACGCGGAAAAUGGUCUAUUGCUACGGAAUGGAAGAGGAUACGCAUGUCAACGGGACCGAGAAGAAAUUCCAGAUUGAGGACCGGGCUGUUAAUGGGGAACUCAUCAAUCCUGCACCGGGGAUCUUCAAUCUCACGAGUCCAGACUCCGGGAAUGAAGAGGGAGGGAAUGAGGGCGGGUAUGAUGGGGGGACUGGCGGGUGUGGAUGUCAGUGGGUUAAUUGGGUUGGGAGUGAUUGA